This is a messenger RNA of Perca fluviatilis (European perch), 843 nucleotides long. It is a transcript of the gene bcl7a, whose product is annotated as BAF chromatin remodeling complex subunit BCL7A. NCBI's taxonomy places the organism in Eukaryota, Metazoa, Chordata, Actinopteri, Perciformes, Percidae. The coding region runs from base 88 to 687 and encodes 199 amino acids. The transcript is spliced from 6 exons. The record is from RefSeq and is a predicted model, not a curated record.
AGGCGCAGUAGCUUCUCUGUGCGCUCUACUGUUUGCAUUGUGUCUGAACUGCCGGCGAGCUUUAAAAAUAUUAUACCCACCGCGGCAAUGUCGGGCAGGUCAGUCCGAGCUGAGACCCGGAGCAGGGCGAAAGAUGACAUCAAAAGGGUUAUGGCCGCUAUUGAGAAAGUACGAAAAUGGGAGAAGAAAUGGGUGACGGUUGGAGACACGUCCCUUCGCAUCUACAAGUGGGUGCCGGUGACGGAGCCCAAAUCGGACGACAAGAACAAAAAUAAGAAGAAGGGUAAAGAUGAGAAAUACGGCUCCGAGUUGACGACUCCAGAGAACAGCUCCUCUCCAGGGAUGAUGGACAUGCAUGACGACAACAGCAACCAGAGCUCCAUCGCGGACUCGUCCCCGGUGAAACAGGAAAACAGUUGUAGCACCAGCCCGGCCCCAGAGCCCGCCGCCACGUCUCACCGCGAGAGCAGCGAGGCCAAGACCGACCAGAGCCCGGACAGCAAGAGGGGUAAGACCACACCUUCGUCAGAGACCUCGGAGAGAGGACAAAGUGCCAAGAGAGACAGCCUGUCCUCAGGGGACAAGGACUCCACAGACAGCAAAGCCACUCAGGACCUAGAGGAGGAGGCCCCGCCCAGCAAGAAAAGCAAAUCGGAGUCCUCGUCUCAGGACUUUGAAGAGAGUUAAAUGUUUGGUGCUGAGUCAUCCCUCCCUCCCUCCCUCCCUCCCUCCCUCCCUCCAUUAACUCUAGAUAAUGUAGGGCUAAUGGAUGCACCGGCUCUCCUCUCACUACCCCACCUCCCCUUCUCAAUACCAAAGGGAGAAUGGACGUCCAUCUUCUCC